CUCCAUGUAGACCUCCACCAUGUAGACCUCCUCCAUGUAGACCUCCACCAUGUAGACCUCCCCAUGUAGACCUCCUCUGGGGCUCCGGUAGAGGACCCGGUGUCUCUGGUCCCUCGUGGUUCUCGUGAGGCUGGAGGAAUGUGAGCGUGAAAGUCUGCGUUGAUCACGACUCGGUCACACGGAGCGGCGCAACAGAGACGCUGUGUUCCCUGAACACUACAUCUCCCAUCAGCCCCGGGGGCACUCAGACACAGGCCUCCUGUUGCCCCCAGUCUGAGGCCACUUCCCUCUGGAAGCGUGUUCUCCUGAUUCUCAGAAACGAUGACGACAACGUCCUGUUGUUGCCUAUCCUGGCACCACUUCCUGUUGUUGCCUAUCCUGGCACCACUUCCUGUGUCUGUGGUCCCUCAGGGGCCUGAAGACGAGGAUCCAGCAGGAGGACAGGAAGCAGCUGGGCGCCCGCUGCCUGCUGCCCUUCAGGUUCCUGCUGACCAGCAGGCGCUCGUGUCUGGACUGCCACCUGUUCACCUGCAAGAGCUGCAGCCGCGACAAGAGGGAGCACGGCUGGGUGUGUGACACCUGCCACAUGACCAGGGUGCUGAAGAUCGGGACCGUGGGUUGGUACCACGACGACGUCAGGAACCGCUUCAAGCGCUUCGGCAGCGCCAAGGUCAUGAGGUCGCUGUACAAGAGGCUGAACGGAGACGCCGGUCGUGAUGACGACACUCAGAGUAUGCCAGACGUCCGCAGCAGUGUGUACAACGGGAUGGAGGAGGACGACCAUGUAGAAGAAGUCCAGCGCUACAAAGUGAUGAGGAAGAACAAACGUCUUCUCUCUGUUCAUCCGCUGGACUUCGACCCUGAGGAAUAUUUCCCGUAUUCUCGCCGGCCGUCUGUACAAACCCCGUCCGGUCCCCAUGAGGAGGAGAAGCUGAGCGACAAGAACCGGUCCUCGGACGAGGAGGCGGGAAAGAAGACCUCCUCUGCAGGUCCAGGUCUGGCCCUGGACCCCCUGAAGGACCUGAAGGGGCUCAGCUCCUCCAGCGACGAGGGCCCCACGGAGGCCCAGAAGGUGUACAUGGCGGCCGGUCAGCCCCACGCGCUGGAGGCCAAGCUGAAGUGGCUGGAGCGCAGCGCCACGGCUCGCCACGGGGGGGCGACGGACUCCGAGCUGUCGGAGCUGGAGGACGUGGUGACUCGCACGGCGGCCCGCGUCCAGAGCGCCGAGAGCAAGGUGUCGGACAUCGAGAGUAAGAUCGCUGCUCUGACCUCCAAGAAGAAGGUUUCUGGAUCUCAGAGGAAGAAAUCAACUCAGGAUUUCUCCAAGGGCAGUAACGGAGCGCAGUGGAAAUCAAACCUGUUCUGAUCCUGAAUCCUGGAAUUCAAAGAUAAUUUCUUCUGGUUUAUUGAUUAUUUUCCUGCUGAAUCCGAUUCAACUCUUUGAGAAUGUUUAAAUGUUGAGUUUAACAAACAUUCAUUAUUUUAUAUUAUUAUCUUUCUGUGAAAAUCAUCUGAAAACAAAAUAAUGUUUUAAAUUCUGCUGAGAUCAAAAUAAUCUUAAUUUAAUCUUUGAAUAUUUUCAUCAGACGUUAAUAAACUGAAAGUACAAAUAAAAACUUGUUUUUUUGGUUUAAGAUUAGAAAAUCAUGGAUAAUAAAUACAAAUUAUAUAUUUAAUAAUAUUUUACAUAAUAUUCAUUUACCUAAAAUAAUUUAAGCUCUAUUGGAACAUGACAUAUUUUUAAUAAUUACAUUUAAUACUUAAAAUAUCUCAAAAUACAGAAAAUGUUAAAUAAUUGAAUUUUGAAAAUCAUUUUUUAUAAAAAUAAGUCAAUUACAUGUCAGUAAAAUGAAGAGUUAUAAUUGUGAUUAUUGAAAUGUUUAUUGUUGUGUUUUUAAUUUUUAAAUCUUUUUCAUUUUGGCCCCUUCCUGUAAUAAUCAGCUGAUCAGUUCCUAUAAUCAAUAACUGCAUGAGAGCCAACGUGUGGUGGCUAUCGAUGUAUUGAUCGCCUCGCUGAUCGUUAUUAUCUAAUGUUCGGAAAUAUUGAAUCAAAAUGUUGUUUAGAACUGAUUAAAUGAAGGAAUAAUGUAUUAAAAGCUUUAUGAUCAAUAAAC
Molecule: messenger RNA, 2114 nt
Organism: Pseudoliparis swirei
Lineage: Eukaryota; Metazoa; Chordata; Actinopteri; Perciformes; Liparidae
Product: melanophilin-like
Exons: 10
Coding region: 587-1366 (259 amino acids)
Cellular component (GO): cortical actin cytoskeleton
Molecular function (GO): actin binding; myosin binding
Source: RefSeq, a predicted model, not a curated record